Messenger RNA from Branchiostoma floridae (Florida lancelet), 4002 nucleotides. RefSeq names its product phospholipid transfer protein C2CD2L-like. The transcript is spliced from 15 exons. The record is from RefSeq and is a predicted model, not a curated record. Bases 46 to 1560 code for a protein of 504 amino acids. Lineage: Eukaryota; Metazoa; Chordata; Leptocardii; Amphioxiformes; Branchiostomatidae.
CCUGUUGUUAAUUUGCCAGAUGAACUCGGUGAAGCUGUCAUCCCCAUGGACAUGCUGACACAGAACCUGAGCUCCCGACAGAUCAUCCCUCUACAGAGAGCUUUAUCCAACGAUGACAGUAUCAACGCUUCUGUUACUGCUGAGUUCUUAUUCAUGGAGCCGUCAGCAGCUCAACAGGCCCUGAACUCGCUGCAUCCCCAGCCCUCCCCCAUCAGGCCCCACUACCCCACCACCCCCCAGAAGAAGGUGGAGACGUACCGGACUGUCACCGCCGGGGGUACGGUCAUCACCACACAGACCACCACGGUAGAAAGAGCGGCUAACGACAGAUCUGCACCUGGGUCCGUUCAUGAAUCUCCUGUCCAACAGAAGAAGUAUGAGGAUGACCUGGGAGUGGAGGACCAGUCUGGUUUGUUGUCUGUCCCAUCUCAGACACUCAGUGCAUCACAGGAGCUGUUGAUGAUCGAUGGAGUGGACUCUGUGGCAGAGACAGCAAUCAGGCAGCUGAGGGAGAUGUCCCAGCAACGCAGCAAGACCCCCACAAAAACCAGCACACUUAUCAUUACAGGAGUCUCUAGGGAGGAAAUGGAAAAUGAGGACAUGUCGUUGGAGGCUUCCGAUAAAAACAAACCAGCUAGCAUGACUGACUUGUCUCCCACGGGACUGGGUGCGUUGGUAGGGCCGGGUUCGGAGGGCUAUAUCUCAGGGGACAUCAGCGACAAGAGCAGCGACAAGCAGUCCCAGCCGGGCACCAGCGAGCACGACUCCCCCGCCCAGGACAGCGGCAAGACUCUACUGUCAGGAGUAUUCAAGAGAGCAACAGCUGCCAGGUCCUCCCUGUCAUUCUUGAGAGGCAGAAAGAAGCCAAACAAAGAAGUCCCAUCCACGGACGAGGCCCUGAUGUUGCAAGCGGGUGCCACUGCAUCCAGACGACGCUUCUUCCGCAAGAAGGAACGACCGCACAGCUCUCACAGCGAUCUCAUAGAAGCCCAGCAGUCUGAAGAGUCGACGUCAGUGGAGCUCCAACCGAAAAUAACACGGGAAACCAAGGCCAAGUCAAAAAGUACAUCCAAACUUUUUUCCAAGUUCUCAUUCCGGGCCCUGAGCAAAGCAUCCAAGAGUGCAAGUUACGAGCAGUUAGUGUCCAAUUCGGAGACAACCAGCUUACGGAGUUACGGGGCUCGUGCCUCGACUUACAGCUACGGAAGUGCCCGCUACAGCGGCAUCAGUGGGAACUUGGAGGAGAUGUCCAUCACUGUGUUGGAGACAAAGAAGAAAGGACAGCUCAGACAUUAUUUAAUCCCACCUGAGCUAGCAAGACGAAGAACUCUGAGAAGGAGAGGGAAGAAACUUCAUGUGCAUAAUGACCACUCAUUUGUAGCCAAGCACUUCAAAGGGGUACCGAGGUGUGCUGUUUGCGACCUGGCCAUAGCCCGAAGGAUUGGCAAAGGGGGUUAUGAGUGCAGAGACUGCAAGCUGAUCUGCCACAAGGAGUGUCAUUUCAGGACAGAGCUGUACUGUCCCAACAGCCGUGUAGGGCAGAUGGAAAUCACAUGCUAAAUUCUUCCCUGUGGAUCUUCUGACAAGAUUGACGUUUGCAUCGUACAAGGAGCACUUCCUGAAGACUGUUCCGAGGAGAAGGUGGAGUUGGUGGGGCAGGCCUCGCAGUGGUCAGCGACUGUGACAGACGCGAAGCAGUGCCCAGAAGCAAAAUGGCGCUCUGAAUUAGGGCAUUGUGUACCUAAACCCUGUACCUGUUGUCCAUUGUAAAAUUGCUUAGGACUUGAACACCCUGUAGGACCUGUGUACCUCUACCUUUAACUGAACAAACUAGGCCACUUUUUCAGACUUAUGAUAAUUAUGUAAAUCCUGUCUCAAAGAUGACAAUUUUGAUAACCUGCUGAUAAAGCCUGUAACAUUAUAUUGGCUCAUAGUGCCAAGAGGGUUGAAGAUUGAAAAAUAAACCUUGGACCUGAGACUGAAAUAAGUAAAUUUUACACAUGCACAAAUGCAAGACAAUCUACAACUGAGAAAGACAGUUGGGUACAUGUUUAACUUACAGAUAUUUUUGUUAAGGUACAAGUACAGGUCAGGACCUGUACCUAAACUUCUGUAUCUGUACCUGUGCCUAAGAUUUGUUAAGUUAUACAGCUCAAUACUGAAACUUACAAGUGCAAAGAUGAUCACAUGUUGCUUUUAUUGGCUACUUUUUAGUGUUACUUUGGAGAUUUCUGCAAGUCUUUAAAAGGAAACAUCACUAGAAUCAUUAUCAUCUUGCUAAGCUGCUUCUGUUGUGUAGAGCACAGUGGUUAAGGGAAGGUGUGAGAUGGUGAAAUAGGUCUGAUUUUAGUUGGCAAAACAAAGAAAGAAAGAAAACUAACUUUAAAAAACUGUCCAACUACAGACCCCCAUCCAAACUGGGCAUCUAUGUCUGGAAUGGUAGUCCUCUCACCAUGCAUGAGAGUUUCAGAAGGCAAAGGGCAACUCUUAAAGGAGUAUGAAAGAAUGUCUGUGUAAUGUUAACGUUAAGAUCACAUUUCCAAUCCAGGGCCAGGCCAGGACGUUGCAGAGACUAAAAUGUAUGACAUUAAAGAAAAAAAAAAAAGAAACCCCAAAAAAAGAUUCAAGAGCAUUGCUUGUGCAUUUUUAUUGAUAUAUAAAUUUAUGUUUCAUUCCCGAAACCAGUCUGCCUUGGCUCCGGUUGAGAAAUGUGACCCUAACAUUAGCAAGGUUUGACCGUGAGGUGGACUAUUUCUUUGAAUGCAAAGAAAAACACCUGUGUGAGACCAGGCAUUUUUACUGGCAACUAUCAUGUUGGAGGUAAAUGAAUUGUGUCAGGGUCCAAGAAGACAUGAAACAACAUGGCUUCAGGCAAGAAUGAGAACUGUUGAAAGAAGAUAAGUUGAUGAAUGUUUGAUCAGCAAUAUUGAAUGAUGUUAACUUGGCCCUUUACACAAGGUCCUGCUUACUUGCUGUGUUAUUGAACAAGGGAACACAUUCAAGUCUUAAGAAUCUAGGUGUUCAGAAAUUGACGUGCAACACUGCAUGAAUAGACUGAAGUCUCAUCACCUUGUUCCAAAUGCACGGAAGAACUUUUUACAGAAAACUUGUCGCUUAAAAGAACUAGCUCAUGGUAGCUCUCAAUAACAUGUACAUUCUGCUGAAAACUAGAGUAUGAUGUGCUUCUGGGGAGUAUUGGCCACAUUUGGAAGACUUAGUAUAUUAGUAAACAAAGGAUAUUUUGCACAUUGAUUUCCCCUAUGAUUCUUUCCAGAAAACAAUUCUUCAUAUGUUUCACACAGUGGUGGAUGUAACGCUGGUUCACCUUUAUCCGAGGGUAACCUAUUUUCAUUGUUUGUACAAAAAAACGUAUGUAGGGAUAUAGAGUCAACGGACGGUGGUUUAAAAUUGGAACAUUUUGAAAAUAUUGCAAAUUUGAAACCAUUACUGUCAGCAGACUUGAUACUCCUAAAUGUGCUGUUUUUAAAGAUAAAGGUCACCCCAUGGAUAAAGGUGAACUUAAGCAUUACAGGUAAUGUUAUUCUAGUUGUGCAAUCUCCCAAGUGUUUGAAUUCACAACACCAACCCAAGUUUUCUCUUUAAAUUUCACAUAACAAUAAGAAUGAAAAAUUGCCUUUUCCUGUUUGGUUUCCUUGAUGUUGUUUUGUGCAAACAUUCCGGUUGUUUUGUGAACAUGGAGCACAGCCAUUGAGCUGAUGUUUAUUUAUUUAUCAAAAUGAGGGGUCAAGUACCGGUAGUGACCGGUUGUAGAUCGUGCGCCAUCUUCUAUUCUUACGCGUCAUCCAUGGAGGUUGGUGUGUAGCUAUUAGUACCAUCUGCAGCCAGAUAUCAUUGUUACAGGUUUGUGCUUCAAUUUUUGGCUUCAGAUGUACCCUGAUCAUGAGAUGUUUUGAUCACCGGGUUACAAAAAUUAAGUUGCUUAGUUCUUUUUGAUUUUCAAUAAAGUUGUUUAAGAAAGUCAUCAGAGUACUGCUUACAACA